Molecule: messenger RNA, 1898 nt
Organism: Spodoptera exigua (beet armyworm)
Lineage: Eukaryota; Metazoa; Arthropoda; Insecta; Lepidoptera; Noctuidae
Source: the annotation of a GenBank genome assembly
AAUGAAACCUGUCUCACGAGAACAUAAAGAGUGACUACUUACAUAUAUCAUGAGUCAUCAUCGUCAGACUAAGAUGAGACCUUAGAGUGUAAGAUGCUGAGGUGAAAGCAAUUACCAACUUUAUCAUUCAUGGUGUAAGAGCCAUUGUCCUCUAAAUUGAAGCUAAGGCAGUGAUAAGUACAAACAAUGAAGAACUACUUAAAAUCGAUGUCGAGUAUAAAGCUGUUGGUGCUGAUAUCCCUGUGGGUGGCGCCACUGGUGCCGCAGCCGACAGCGCCAAUACAGCUGAGCGGUGGCUUAGCGCGAGGCACCGUGGCUCCCGACGGCACGUACCUGCAGUACUUUGGAAUUCCAUACGCCACAGUCACACAUAGGUUUCGAGAAGCAGAGCCGAACCCAAAAUGGGAGGGAGAGUUCGACGCCCACAACGAGCACAUCAGGUGCAACCAGCGCUUCUUCAACCGCAUCAUGGGUGUCGAGGACUGCCUCACUGUGAACGUGUACACUCCGAUGGAGACCAGCGGCCAUAGUCUGCCUGUCAUGGUUUUCAUACAUGGAGGAGGAUUCAGAGAUGGCUCGGGCUCACCCUUCAUUUAUGGUCCAAAGUUCUUAGUCAAACAUGGAGUUAUCUUAGUCACAGUCAACUACAGAGUAGAAGUACUGGGGUUCCUUUGCCUCGGCAUCGAAGAAGCUCCCGGUAAUGUUGGGUUGAAAGAUCAAGUCCAAGCGCUGCAAUGGGUAAAGAGAAACAUUCGAGCAUUCGGAGGAGACCCCGACAACGUCACCAUAUUUGGAGAAAGUGCAGGAGCUGCUUCAGUUUCAUACCAUUUACUAUCUCCAAUGUCUAAAGGAUUGUUUAACAAAGCUAUUAUGCAAAGUGGGUCCAGUUUGUCACCAUGGGCGUUGCAAUUUGAGCCGCUGGAGACGGCAAGUCAGCUGGCACGAGAAAUGGGCGUCACGACGCGAGACCCUCUAGAAAUCUACAAGCUAUUUACAAAUAUGACAGCUGAGGAUCUGUUAUCAUACAGAGUUCCACGACAAACAGGUGACAUUGUUCAGUCACAGAAUAUCUUCGUGCCGUGCAUUGAAAAGAAGAUCCACAGAGUCAAACAAUUCCUGCCCGACAGUCCCUACAACCUGAUCACGCGAGGUAAAUACAACAAGGUGCCUGUCAUUAUUGGCUUCAACAACGCUGAGGGUUUGUACUUUGCUGGCAAAGAAAACGAAACUACUUUAGCGAACUUAGACUUGUUUAAAGCUUUACCACGAGAUUUGAAGUUUCCUUCUGACAAAGAGAAAAUGGAAACGGCGGAGAAAGUGCGUCAGCUAUACAUGGGAGAUGAUAAAUUUACAACAGACCUUCCAUCAUUAGAAAAGUUAGCUCGAUUUGAAGGUGAUGUGGGUAUUACAUACCCAGUAGUGGCCACCAUAGACCUUCUACUGCGGACGCUGGACAAGGCUGUGUACGCCUACAAGUUCAGCUAUGAUGGGUUAUUGAACUUCUCCAAGUUAGCGUUUGGGUUCCGGAAUACACCGGGAGCUACGCACGCUGACGAGAUAUUCUAUCUGUUCAGUUCCUUAACUCUAAAUGGUCAUCUAGAAAAAGACUUUAUUGAAAAAUUCACAACAUUGUGGAGCAACUUUGCCAAAUAUGGUGACCCGACACCGUCAUCAUCAUCAAUCUUGCCGAGAUGGGAGCCAGCAGAGGCGCAGCGUCCCCAAGUGUACGUGAUAGACAAGGAGAGCUCCGUAGCACCAGUGUGGGAUGACGAGGGUCUUCUGUUCUGGAACCAAACAUACUCCAUGUACAGGAGGACACACUAACUAGAGAUAUUUAAUUCAGACAAGCACAUCAAGCUACCCUCCGAACUCUUAAUAGGUUUUUUUUUGUAUUGCUA